AUGACAAUUGGCCAUUUGUUGAUUGAUGCAUUUGCUAGACCAAACGAAAAAUCGGAAUUAUGUAUUGGUACAGCAGGACGAGAUCUUUGUCAACGCCAUAAUAUUUUACCAAUUGCUUAUCUCAAUAUGAGUUUACCACGUAUUGAAGGAACAGCGACUUUGAUGACGUUAUCACAACUCAAAGAAAUGUUUUUUGCUUUUGGUCGUGUUCUUCAAGUUCUUCUUACUCGUUCGCCAAAUCACGAAUUAUCUGGUAUACGUAAUCUUGAAGCUGAUGCGCUUGAUAUUGUUCCAAAUUUUUUUCUUCAAUGGCUUCGUGAUCCAAGUAUUCUUUCAUAUAUAAGUCAAAAUGUUGAAACAAAACAAGUUCUUGAUUCUUCCGUUUAUCAUCGUGCUUUAAAUCAAAUCGAUCAUCAUAUGAUAGCACAUGAUGUUCUUCGACAAUUAUAUUUAAGUGCAUUUGAUCUUGAAAUUCAUACAAAUGCAACUAAUUAUUAUGAUGCUAUGGUUAAAUUAUGGUCAUUAUUUACACCAAUACCAUUACAUAAUCGUGAUUUUCAUCCGUGUAGUUUUGAACAAAUCUAUUCUGAACAAUUAGCAUCCGCUUAUUAUUCACAUAAAUGGUCUGAAAUGAUUGCAUGCGAUUUAUUUAAUGCUUUUAAAGAAAUAGGAUUAAAAGAUAAAGAGAAAAUUUCAGCACUUGGAAGAAGAUUUCGUGAAACAAUCUUAGCACGAGGUGGUACAAUAAGUAUGCGAGAACUCUUUCGAGAAUUUCGAUCACGUGAUCCAAAUUAUGAACAUUAUGUUCAACAAUUAACAACUAAAUUUUAA
Messenger RNA from Rotaria sp. Silwood2, 831 nucleotides. The record is from the annotation of a GenBank genome assembly. Lineage: Eukaryota; Metazoa; Rotifera; Eurotatoria; Philodinida; Philodinidae.